UUGUACAGAUGAAGAGCCUUAAUAUUAUUUUAGACUGAAAAGGCCUGCAAACAUGAAUCAUGGAAAAUCUGCGACCAAGGAUUCCAAGUUACCAAAAUGUCAAGUUUCAAAGCCAAAUUCUUGUUCGUUGCCUACAAACUCUAAGAGUAGCAUACCAAGAGCAAGUCAUUUUAAGCAUCAAGUAACUGAUUCUGCUUUUGGUAUUCAGAAAAAUCUGGGAUUAAUGAGCUCCUCUAGAAAGUUGAGAAAUAGCAAAGAGAAAGCAAAAGCUGAUGCUGCACCUUUAAAGGAUAAAUCUUCAUCAUGCAUUUUGAGAGGAAAUGAUGAGAAAUCACCAUCAAAAUUACAGACAUCAAUUGAAUCUUCUCCAGUUAAUAAUUCUAGCAAUAUUGGCGUGGAGAUGAAUUCAGAUGCCACACUUCCAUCUACCCGAGCACAUUCAUCUGAAAGUCAUGAUGUAUGUUUACCAUCUGUACUCCCUCUUCCUCACAGUACUCGUACUGCUGUUAGCAGUAUGCCAUACCUGCCCGCACAAGCCAUGAAACCAUCAGGUCUGCGGAGGCCCUCACCUUCCUUGGGAUUUUUUCGUCAGACAAAAGCUUCAGAUACACAUCGCUUGUUGAAAGUCGAGUCUAGUAUGUGCCCAUUGCAAAGGUCUGGUGAUCUGAGGCCACCAGAGACACUAGCAAGGCAAGAAGGCAAGGACGACUUAGCAAAUUUAAACUGUAAGGUACUAGGAUCUGAAUCGGAAAGCUCAACAUCAUCCUACAAAGUAAUUAAAACAGGCUUGGAAGGAAACAGUGUAGAAAGAGUGAAUAUUCCAAGUAGUGUUAUUAAGAAGCUUGAUAUAGUCAGUGAUAAUUUCAGAGAUCAUGUUGGUAAUUUUGAUGAGCAAGUAUUGGAUCACAUCAAGCACGAAGAAAAGAAGCCUCAGGAUACAGAAUUGCUGAUGAACGGCAAGCAACAUCCACCACAAAUGGGAAAACUUGAAUAUAUAAACAAAGAUGGUAAUCUCAUGAACUUCAUCCCUGGUUUUAUAGAAAAUAAAGGCUCUGCUGGAUCAGGUUUUAGAGAUUCUCAGUUUCCACAAGCUAGCUACAAUUCAGAAUCUCUAGUUCUACAUAGACUGGAAGAUGGCAAUCCAAAUGAAAGAGAAGAAUCUGCCAUUUCUUCAGUAAUUGAUGGUUUGAUUUGUAACUCGCAGUAUGGGAAUAUGAUUAAUUUAAGCGGGGAGGUGAUGAAGGAAGGUUUCAUGGGCGGCUGCAAUAAUUUAACUGGUGGAGAAUUUGAAAAGGUCAAGUCCUUUGCAGUUGAAGAUGACGGGAUCUUUGAUAAUGAUAAGUACAUUAUGAAGAUUAAGAGUAAUUUGAGCAAAGUCCAGAGAGAACUAAGGAAUAUUGGAUGUGGGAACUGUGAACCCUUGAAUCUCGCAGGUUCAAACUUUAGUGAAGUAAAGAUGGAACUGUCAGAAGUUGCAUAUCAGCAUUCUCAUAAUCUGAAAGAAGCUUUUACCAGCAAGCAGAUCACAGAUAGAGCACAAACAGGAGGUUUAGUAGCAGAUAUCUCAAGUGAAACUUUAUCUGGUGAAAAUUGCGAGACUAAUCCUGGUGGGCUUUCAAUUAACUCAGAACAUAAGUCCCAGGCUGGUAGCGUAUUGCAUUCAAGUGGUCAGUCCCUUAGUAAACAUGUUUGCAUAGAUCAAAACCAAGAUGGACAGAUUGAUGAAACUGGUUUAUCCGCUCUUCCAUAUCGAUCAGAUGAAAGUGGUUUUGAUAGGUUUGAUGUAACAAGUGCACAGACAGUGGUUGGAGAAGAUCCUGCGGAUAUCAUGUGUUCUAGCCCUGUCAAAAUUACUCUUCCAGGAAAUUGCAAUCAUUCAACAGAUAAAGAAUUCAAUCAUGAUAAGAUUCUUGCAAAUUCAACUACCUGUCGGGAAUUUGGUUCAUCGUCUAGUAGAACAAGAGAUAAAAUGGUAUCAGAUGUACCUGGUUCGAUUGGCGAAUGUAGGAAACCAAUUAUAGAGUCUGUAUUGGAAGUGGUGAAUGAAACUGAAAUACACAAUUCAUUGAACUGUCACAAUGAGGGCAAUUUAACUUCCUCUAUGGAAUUUGGUUCAUCUUCUGGGGGAACACAAAAUGUAAUUGGAUCUGGUAUACUUGGUCCAGUGGGUGAAGGUAACCAAUUGAUCAACAGUGUGCUCCUCUCCAAAGGAAUGGAUGAAUUUGAAAUUCAAGAUUCAUCAAACAAGCCUAAUGAUGGUAAUCAGACCAUCACAUUGAAGCUUGGUAUGCUGUCUCCGGAAAGCUUGAAAGUUGAAGAGUCACACAUGUGCAGCCAUGCAGACUUCAUCCCUUCCAGUCCAACAGAACUGGGGUGUCAUACAGUUGUAUUAGAGAGUCUUCAUACUCCUCCAAAACUCAGAGAUGCAAGACAAGCAAAUGAAGUUGGAAAGACAACAAAUGCCCUCACAAAUAUUAUACAGAUAGAAGAUGCACACGUGGAGACAUAUAACAAUGAUGCUCAGUUGUUGCCUAAAAAAGCCCCUAUCACUGUGGUGGAAGAAUGUGAAAGCAGCAAUUCCUUUGAGAAUUUUCGAGAAGCUUUUCCAUCACGAAAAAGUGUUGAUGCAGGUGGAUUAGAAACCCCAAGUUUUCUGAACCAGGAGUCACCUCUGAUUCAUGGGAGUGAUAAUGAUGCUGAUGAUCUGGAUGCUAUCCACUGUGUUGCGGGUAGACUAUCAUAUCCGGCGGCAAUUGAAUCUUUAUCUUUGGAAUCUGAUUUAUCUGAGGGGACAAGUAAAAACCAUACAGCAAGUGUGCCAACUGAUUGCAUAGAACUUGUUGCAGGGGAUCAGACCUCAUCAAGAAUCAGAAUGAAGGUAGAUGAAAUGUUGAAUGAAGAUAUUCUGGUGAAGGAAUCUGAAACUGGUAAACUUAGUGGAAGUGAGAGUUCUCAAAAUGAAAUUUGCCACGGGCUGGAAGAUACCGAGCAAUGCACAAAUGACGACACCAUUUUUCCAGUCAAAAAUGCUGAGAGCUGUCUGAAGAAAGGCAAUCUUUUGAUAUUACCACCACGGGAUGCAGUUCCUUUUUCUGAUGAAUGGUUGGCAGCAAUGGAAGCUGCAGGGGAGGAAAUAUUAACGAUGAAAGGUGGUGCUGUACAAAACUCACCCCAAGAGAAAUCCUUGCCUGAGCCAAGCCCAUGGUCUCCGGUGAAGAAGAAAAACAAUCAACUUGGACCUUAUGACUGUACAAAGUUCCACCACAAUGGGCCUCGCGAGUCCUGAUUCGUAUUGACUAAACUUGGUCUCUUUCAAAUUCUUUUAUUCACCACCUAACAUGUUCCUGGUGUAGACUAGAUUGACACUGCUUUGCUAGAAAAGCUGCUAACUGAUACAUUUCUCCAUAGACACACGAUUUAUCCUUUUUAUAUGUAAUUCUUUUACAUCCACUUUAAAGGAUUCCUUUUUGUUUCUUUCAUGUAAAGAGCAGUAUCUCAUUCAUGGAAACUUGUAUCUUUAUUCCAAACAGUAAGCAAAGCCUGGAAAUCUCUUGCGGAACUUAUGGUAUCCAUGCUUCUUGAAUUGUACUAGUAAGUAGAAUUUGCCAUUCACUGGGUGCAUCGGUUGAUUUUCA
Messenger RNA from Solanum tuberosum (potato), 3635 nucleotides. RefSeq lists its product as uncharacterized. The coding region runs from base 53 to 3286 and encodes 1077 amino acids. The record is from RefSeq and is a predicted model, not a curated record. The transcript is spliced from 7 exons. Lineage: Eukaryota; Viridiplantae; Streptophyta; Magnoliopsida; Solanales; Solanaceae. Gene Ontology annotation, molecular function: microtubule binding.